Messenger RNA from Eriocheir sinensis (Chinese mitten crab), 3597 nucleotides. RefSeq names its product beta-centractin (gene Arp1). Bases 118 to 1248 code for a protein of 376 amino acids. The record is from RefSeq and is a predicted model, not a curated record. Lineage: Eukaryota; Metazoa; Arthropoda; Malacostraca; Decapoda; Varunidae. The transcript is spliced from 9 exons.
CUAUUUGUUUAGGCGAGACAGGCAGGACGGUGCUUCCCUCCAGCGGCGGCGCAGCGGACCUCGCAGAACCCCAUUGAGCGAGGCGGUGCAGGUGACCCUCUGCCUUUCCUCGCCACAAUGGAGCCGUACGAAGUCUUGGUGAACCAGCCGGUGGUGAUUGACAACGGCUCGGGUGUAAUCAAGGCCGGGUUUGCUGGUGACCAGACACCAAAAUGCCACUUUCCCAACUACAUUGGCCGGCCCAAGCAUGUGCGGGUGAUGGCCGGAGCGCUGGAGGGAGACCUGUUUGUGGGCCCCAAGGCUGAGGAGCACCGGGGCCUUCUAUCCAUCAGGUAUCCAAUGGAGCAUGGUAUUGUGACGGACUGGAACGAUAUGGAGCGAAUCUGGCAAUACAUAUACAGCAAAGAUCAGCUACAAACUUUUGCUGAAGAACAUCCAGUGUUACUCACAGAGGCUCCGCUAAAUCCACGGAAGAACAGAGAAAAGGCAGCUGAAAUAUUUUUUGAAACAUUUAACGUUCCUGCCCUCUUUGUAUCUAUGCAAGCAGUUUUAAGUUUAUACGCGACGGGACGAACGACCGGGGUGGUGCUGGACUCGGGGGACGGAGUGACCCAUGCUGUGCCCAUCUAUGAGGGUUUCGCCAUGCCCCACUCCAUCAUGCGGGUCGACAUUGCUGGGCGGGAUGUCAGUCGGUACUUGAAGCUACUACUAAGGAAAGAAGGCUUGAGCCUGUACACGACAGCAGAGUUUGAAGUGGUGAAGACUAUGAAGGAGCGCGUGUGUUACCUUGCCACCAACCCACAGAGGGAGGAGAGCGUGGACACCGAGAGACUUCAGUACCAGUUGCCGGAUGGGUCCACUGUAGAGGUCGGUCAGGCUCGUUUCCGUGCGCCUGAAGUCCUGUUCCAGCCCCACCUGGUCGGGGACGAGAGCGACGGCAUUCAUGAAGUGCUGCUCUACGCCAUCCAUAAGUCUGACAUGGACCUGCGCAAACUGCUCUUCCAAAACAUCGUUAUCUCAGGAGGCUCGACGCUCUUCAAGGGAUUCGGGGAUCGACUCCUGUGUGAAGUCAAAAAGCUUGCACCCAAAGAUAUCAAAAUUAGGAUCUCAGCACCAGCAGAACGACUCUACUCUACCUGGAUCGGAGGCUCUAUUCUGGCCUCCCUAGACACCUUCAAGCGCAUGUGGGUCAGCAAACGAGAAUAUGACGAAGACGGUGCUCGAGCCAUUCACCGGAAGACAUUCUAAUGCCUCUUAGCUGUAAAUGUAGUGUAGGAAGUGUUGGGACUACUGUUUUUUGUCAGUGGAGUGAUAUUAUUCCUUGGAAGAAAGCAUACAUUUUGGCAGGAGGCAAGCAUAUGACAGUUUAUUUGGGAGGCAAAUGUAUGGCAGUUUAUUUGAUUACUCUAUUGGGAGACUCGCCUUGUAAUUGUUUUAGAAGUCUUACUACUCAAGAAAGGGGUUAUUAUUGCCAUCAUCAUUGGUAAUUGUGUUUCCUACAGAGGAUGGUGGGUAAGUCACUGCCGAGUGGCCAAGGAUUACCCAUAGGCCCCAUAGGUCGAACCGAAUAAAGUAGAAAAAAAAAAGGAAGGAGUCAGUUGAGGCCUUGUGACUUGAAUGUAUUUCCAGGAUGCACUUCAGCGCACUGUUCCUUCAGGCUAUAUUAUGACAUGCUAUCAAUGUUUUUUGCCCACUUUUUCAUCGGGACAAACGACUGUUUGAUGACCCAUGAGAAAAUAAUGACAGCUGCCCACUUUCUGCUGUCAUAGUAGAUGGGAUUAAAAUGAAAGAAUGAAGCUUUUGCUAUACAGAGAGAAUUGUUUUUAACAUUUGCUGGAAUGGGGUUUAACAUGAUAAGUACUUCAGCAUUGAGAGAUCUUAGUCCUUAACCUCAGCUCCUGUUUCUUGCUGUCUGGAGAAAUGAGUCUGAAGUAAAGGAACAAAGCUUUUGACAUGUGGAGAGAGUCCAGGCCCUAGCUGGAGACCAUCAUUCCUUACUUGCCUCCUAAUCAAUCAAUCAAUCCAUCAAUCAGUUGGGUAUAUGCCAGGGGGAUGCGUCGCCUCGCCCACCCUAUGACACCUAACCUAGUGUCAGGCACUGAUGUUGUCUUCUAAAAUAUCAGUGAAAUAGACGUGAUCUUUUUUCAUCCCAGUGUGUCUGGGCAUUUCUAUAAUUCAGAAGAAACAGAGUAUGUGUUUGAUGAUCUACCUUCCUCUUUUGGCUUCCUGGCUAAGAUGGAACAUACAUCCUCUGUUCACAUUAACUUCAGAAAUAAGCCCAACCCCUAUAACCAUUGUGUAGCACUGGGCAGCACAAAAGCAAACUGUGCCCCCUCUCUAACUUCAGGCUGCAUGUGAUUUGUGGAUGCUGGGAAAGGUUACAACUUAUUGGUGGUUGCUGGUCUGGUCUGAGAUAUUAAUUAUUUAUGGAUGUGUGUAGGUGACUGUCUCUUCCUGCUUCUAGCUUGAAGGGUCUCCUCUCAUGCUUGUUUUCUCCUGUAGAGUCAGGCCUGUUAGGAGGAGGGGGAGGAAACAGGGUCACCAUUGAUGAUGAUGACUGCAAGAUAACCCAUGUUGCCUUCCUACCAUGGAUGUGAAGGGGGAGGGUUGAUGACACCGUUAUAUUGUCCAUGAAGUGUUAAGUUUGAAGAGGAGGAUGCAGCUGAAUAAAGGAAAUGAAGUAUAUAUUUUACUGUGUUAAGAUGGUGCAGAGGUUAAUAUUGAUUAAUCUAUGUAUAUAUAUACAUAUUCCAACACAAAGAAUGUGAAGAGAUGCAUAUGACCAUUUGGAAUUUUUAUGACAAACUUUUUCUCUAAAAGGACAAUUUAAAGACCUGGCUUACUAAAGCAGCCAAGGUUGGGGCAGCUCCUGCAGUAGUAGUUGUAUGGGGUGUGUGGUGGAGCACAGGCAGCAGCUCCUGUCACUGGCUGCUGCAGGGAAGGAGGUGUGGCAUGGAGGGAGCUAUGGAGCCAUGGCUCAGAGGGAGGUAUGUGCUGCACCUCAUGCGGGGAUGUUUUGUCUUGCACUUUGGUGUUUUAGGAAGUUUGGUGAUACUUAAAAGAAAGCAGAUUCAAAUUUAUGCCUCUUCCAUAUUAAAGAUUUUUGUACUUAUACAUAUGUAUUUUUAAUAAUAGUAAAUUUAAAAUGCAAUUACUUAUGGAUAAAGUUUGAGCUUCAUUUGUCAUUGCACACAUGAUUUAUACAUUAUUCACUAAAGAAGGAAGACAAUGUUAGGUAGCAUUGUUAUCAAAGGUUGUUUUGGUACGAAUAGUUAGCACAUGAAUAUCAGCAUCAUGCAGUGUGGUGUAACACAAAGACCAAUCUUGUGACACGUAAGUUAAGUAUAUGCAUUACACUUUAAUUGCUUCUGUGCCUUGAUGACAGAAAUUCAUUGCUUGUAUGAAACCAAAGUUAGAAAUACUCCAGAUAAAUGCUUCACUCUCCUUGUGCAUUCACGUUGCAUAUCCUGUACCUUGUUGUCGGUUCUGUAGCACCCUGUUCUGUUGUCUCGCUCCCUCUCGUCAGUGUCAGCAAGACCUGAGUUGCUGACCCUCGCUGUGAAUGAUGAUUAAAGUCUUGGACCUUGUUUACUGCCA